This is a messenger RNA of Anguilla rostrata (American eel), 11536 nucleotides long. Its product is annotated as tau-tubulin kinase 1-like. Gene Ontology annotation, cellular component: cytoplasm; nucleus. Lineage: Eukaryota; Metazoa; Chordata; Actinopteri; Anguilliformes; Anguillidae. The record is from RefSeq and is a predicted model, not a curated record. The coding region runs from base 1632 to 5600 and encodes 1322 amino acids. The transcript is spliced from 15 exons. Gene Ontology annotation, biological process: peptidyl-tyrosine phosphorylation; peptidyl-serine phosphorylation; signal transduction. Gene Ontology annotation, molecular function: protein serine/threonine kinase activity; ATP binding.
AUAACGUCGCUGUUUUACUCCGUCUGAACACCUCUACGCGCUGUUCGUGGUAUUACUGCAUUUUUACGAUGAGCUUAUCUCUUGGCAUCUUGUCAAUGUUAUUGCUGAAGAAUAGCACGCUUAAAUAACAUUGUCAGCCACAGCAAACGCCCAUCGGACACACCUUGCUCUUUUCCGAGAGGCGUUUAUUUGCUAAAUGAUUGUACGGUACCGUCCAAAUAGGCAGUGCCAACUGCCUUUCACGUGAUGUUCAGGAAAAAUUGCUAAAUUAAUAAAUGCUACUCUUUUCAAAAACGAUAAUGAAUAAUUGAUAGAAAUGCAUCAUAAUGCAGGUCGUUUAUGACUCGCACUAUCGGACUAUUGUGGGAGUUGUAGUCUUAUGUUGUAAAAUUGUGAUCCCAUGGCUGCAGCGUUCAAUGUGAAGAACAACAUAUCCCAAUUUGCCUCUUUCGCCUUUCUGUAGCAGUGGAAUGUUUCGCCCUCGUGUUGAGUGGCUGAGAAUUGCACCAAUGAGCGAUCUUGUGAGGCGAUGUUUGCGGGUCAGGGAAACUCAAGCGUUUGACCAUUGGACUAGAACGUAUGGAAGGGCGGACCACGAGAUCUUGAGGUGGAUGUUGUUUCUUUGGAAACCGCUGUCCUCGUGCGCCGCCUGUCGCGAGAAAGAUGUUGGUGUCUGGGUGUCAUUCCAGCUGGAGUCAGAGCUGCAGUGCGGACAAAAAAAUGAACGGCACGAGAGGAUGUGAAGGCAAUUUCGCGGAUGCCCCCGUUAGAAAUAUACUCUUUUGAAACAGACAGGCUUUUAGCUUAUUUGAUUUGUUAAGAGCAUGUUGACCUAUAAUUAGAAAGCUAAGUUAAUUUAACUCAAAUUCUUCAUUUUUCAGAAAUAUCCUAUAUGUCGAGGUAAUGUGCAUACCUUGAGAAGUAGCUAGCACCUCUGGCUAUCUAGCCAACUGACAUUAGCUAAGACUAGCUACCUGCCACACCAAGAUGGCAAGUGGGCACAUUGAAAAUGAAUUCGCUUUAACUGUUUUUCUAGCUACCAUUGCAUCUAAGGCAUUUCUUAAAAUACAAUAAACACAAUUUUUUUGUUGUCGUUAAUAGCUCACUUCUUUAACGUUAACUGUGGUACACGAACAAGAUACAUUUUAACUGCACCAAACGAACCUGCUUAUUCAUUGAAGGCUAACGUUUUAAUUCCAGUUUUGAGAAUUUUAAUAUUUUGUUUUCUGAAUUAUCGGCCAGUUCGCCAACGUUAGCCCAACUGUCCAUAGAGUAUACUUACUAGUAGGCUACACUCUGGAACACUAGUUACUUUGACAUUUGCGGCGUUUGAUGGUUAGACAAUAGCUGUCAGUGCUGCAGCAUGUAUGUCCGUACGUUCCGAUAUGAGCACAAUGCAAAGGAAUAAUUCAGCUACACUCUGGGAAUGUGCGAAUUCUGUGCUUCUGUCGAGGAAAGGUCUGCAGUAUUGGAAAGCGGCACUAAGAUUUAUCUGAGAGGCCCUGUGAAAUCCCAAAUUAAGGUUAGCCCUGUGGUGAAGAAUGGGAAGAAACAGCCACCUAUUGUAGACUCUGCGCAAGAUCCAUGGCUGAUGUGAGUGGGGAGCUGCUGCUCGUUUCCCUGGCCGGCGGAUGCUGCGUGUAGGGCCGGGUCUCCAGGACGACGCAAACAUGAACGGGGCGGGAGAGCAGGUGGACAUCCUGCCGCCCAACUGCAUGGUGAAGGACCGAUGGAAAGUGCUGAAGAAGAUCGGCGGUGGGGGCUUCGGGGAGAUCUACGAGGCGCUGGACCUGCUGACGCGGGAGAACGUGGCGCUGAAGGUGGAGUCGGCCCAGCAGCCCAAACAGGUCCUCAAGAUGGAGGUGGCCGUCCUGAAGAAGCUGCAAGGCAAAAAUCACGUUUGUAAGUUCAUCGGAUGUGGACGAAAUGAGAAGUUCAACUAUGUGGUCAUGCAACUUCAGGGACGAAACCUGGCGGACCUCAGGAGGAGCCAGCCGCGAGGCACGUUCACCAUGAGCACAACCCUGCGCCUGGGGAAGCAGAUCCUGGAGUCCAUAGAAGCCAUCCACUCCGUGGGGUUCCUGCAUCGAGACAUCAAACCGUCAAACUUCGCCAUGGGUCGGCUGCCUUCCACGUACAGGAAAUGCUACAUGCUAGACUUCGGCCUCGCGCGACAGUACACCAACACCAACGGAGAAGUCCGACCUCCUCGAACUGUUGCAGGAUUCCGGGGAACUGUUCGCUAUGCUUCAGUCAACGCGCAUAAAAACAAAGAAAUGGGUCGCCAUGACGAUUUAUGGUCCUUAUUUUACAUGUUGGUAGAAUUUGCGGUUGGACAGUUGCCCUGGCGGAAAAUUAAGGACAAGGAGCAAGUGGGACAGAUCAAAGAGCGCUACGAUCACAGGAUGCUGCUGAAACACAUGCCUUCAGAAUUCCACAUCUUCCUGGACCACGUCCUGGGCCUGGACUACUACACUAAACCAGACUAUCAGCUCCUGAUGUCCGUGUUUGAGAACAGCAUGAAGGAGCGCAUCAUCACCGAGAACGAGCCCUUCGACUGGGAGAAGGCCGGGACCGACGUCCUGCUCUCCACCAGCACGUCCACCCCGCCACAACACAACACCCGGCCCACGGCCGCCAUGGUGGGGGUGGUGAAUGUGACGCCGGUGCCUGGGGACCUCCAGAGGGAGAACACGGACGACGUGCUGCAGGACGAGCACCUGAGUGACCAGGAGAACGCCCCGCCCCCGCCGGCCGCCAGCCGCCACGGAGACGCCAGCCAGCCGCCAGCGGAGGGGGAGCCCUGGGAGGACACCGACUUCAACCGCAACAAACUCAGGAUCAGCAUCAGCAAGACGCAGGUGGCGGCGGAGGAGGAGCCCAGCCGGGGGGCGUGUCCCGUGUCCCCGGUGCGAAGCGCGCCCCCGGAGUCGCCCGGCGGCCAGGCGCGCUCGCUGAGAUACCGCCGCGCCACCAGCCCCGAGUCCGAGCGGCUGUCUGCCGCCGAGGGCCGCGCCGAGGCCUACGACAAGCGGUCCCGUAUGGACAUCCUGGGCUCUCCCUCCAGGCAGGUGUACUCGUCCCAGCCGGCGCAGAUGCUGUCAGUGGACGUGGCGCCGGGGGACCGGCAGGCCAGCGGCCGGCAGGAGGUGUCGGCCUCCGUGGACCACGAGGCGCUGAGCAACGCCUUCCGCUCGGUGCCGCUGGCCGAGGAGGAGGACUUCGACAGCAAGGAGUGGGUCAUCAUCAACAAGGAGGCGGAGCUGCGGGACUUCCUGCCGGGGGCGGAGCCCACCACCUCGGGCACCACGGACGAGGAGCCGGAGGAGCUGCGGCCAAUCGAGGAGCAGGAGGAGCGGCGGCGGCUCGGGGGCGGGGCCGGAGGCGGGGCCGAGGCCGUGGUCCGGCCCAAGACCCGGGGAAUGCUGACGGUGGCCGAGGAGGAGGGGCAUGCCCCAAGCCCCACCCACUCGCCCUGUCACUCACUGCCUUUCGCCCGCCCACGGAGGAGGGAGUCGGAGCCCGACGGACCCCACAGACAGGUCCUUUUGCCCAAACCGUUUGAGCAGAACGGCCUGCCUCUGCUGGUGCCUUCCUGUCCGUCUUACCCAGACUUCCGAGCGAGGGAGCAGGCUGUGGAGAAGGACGCCCUGGCGGGGCUGCCCCAGCUGCAGGGGAAGCGGGUGGACUUCCUGUCCUUCAGCGGCAUCCUGCUGCCCCAGGAGCCCGCCGCCGUGCCCCCCCAGCGCAGCCGGGCCGCGGACGGGGGGGUCCAGGCCAAGAGCGAGUCCAGCAGCGACGCCAGCCAGAAGAGCACUGAGCACAGCCAGGAGGGGGCGCCCUCCACCCUGCUGGCCGACGAGCAGAGGGACUCCAAGGGCCGGGCCUCCACCGUGGAGGCGGACCUGGAGCUGGAGGAGGGCUCCAAAACGCUGGUGCUCUUCUCCCCGGGCGACAUGAGGAAGUCUCUGGCGGCCGGGGAGCUCCUCCCCCCGGACGCGGACCUGGGCACGGUGCCCGCCGUCACGCCGCAGAGCGAGAGGCCGCUGCCCAUGGGCAGCCAGCUGGACGUGUCCGAGCCGGGCACCCUCUCCUCCGUGCUCAAGUCCGAGCCCAGGCCCCUCCUCCUGACCGCCGUGGUGGCCGCCGCCGCCGCCUCCUCCUCCCCGUUCACCAAAGUGGAGCGCACCUUCGUCCACAUCGCCGAGACGUCCCACCUCAACGUCAUGUCUUCCAGCGGGCAGCAGGCCCGGCUCGCCGAGCGCGAGCUCUUCGCCGUGGCUGAAGAGCCGUCCGCCACCGGGGACGUCCGGGAGGGCGAGGAGGAGGAGGAGGAGGAAGCGGAAGAGGAAGAGGAGGAGGAGGAGGAGGAGGAGAAGGAGGAGGCCCCGGGGAGCGAGGGCAAAGCGGAGAACGGGUCCGAGGAGCAGGAGGUGGAGCGAGAGGCCUCCGCCCAGGACGAAGCGUCCCCCCGGAGUCCGGCGGAAGAGCCGCCAGCUCUGAACGGCCUGGACCAGCACGGGCCGGACCCCGAGCUCGCGACAGAGGAGGGCCCCGCCCCCGAGCCCGCCCCCGCCUUGGCGCCCGUCGGUGAGGACCGCGAGGCUCCGGCGGAGGAGCGGCAGGAGGAGCGGCAGGAGGCGCUGCAGGAGGAGCGGCAGGAGGACGGCCUCGCCGCGGCGGACGGCGGUAAGCGGCAGGCGGCGCGGCGCCGGAGCCGGAUCCCGGUCCUGGUGUCGGAGGAGGACACGGGCUCGGACCAGUCGGCCUCGCCCUCGGGGAGGGAGCAGCCGGUCCGGAGGCUGGCGCAGAGGCAGCAGCAGCUGGCGCGCCUCCUCAUGGAGCGGCGGCAGGGCCGGCCGCUGCGGCUGGCCUCCGGGGGCUCCUCCUCGGCCUCCUCCGGCUCCGAGCGCAGGCGCGCCUCCCAGACGCUGUCCCCCGCCGGGUCCGAGGAGGACACCCGCGACUCCGACGACUCCUCCGCCAGGCGAGCCUUCGGCCCCGCGCCCCGCCCCCCCCAGCCCGGGCGGCCCCGCAGCAGGAUCCCCCGCCCCGUCACGCCCGUCAAGAGGCCCACGCCCCCCCCGCUGGCCCCCACCCCCUGCCCGGCCAGCGCUCAUAAACCUACAUCCUCUGCUGUACAUAGGCUUCAAGCGCAGAAAGCAGGGAAUGCAAUCAUGAAUGUUCAACACGACCUGAGGUCACAACCGAUGCAAUCGCAGGCCCACCCCUCGGCCCCCCUCCACCUCGGGAGCCCCCGGAUCUCCCAGCGCGGGACGCCCCGGACCCCCGCCUCCCCGCCCCCCCGCAGCCUGAGCACCUCGCCCCGCAGUUACUCCACCUCCCGGACGGACAGCCCCUCCCCCCAGCGCCAGCGCCACCCCCCCGCCGUCACCGAGGUGCGCCGGCAGCUCAUCUCCUUCCGCGCCAACACAGCCCUGCCGCUCAGGCCCAGGCCGCCACCGGGGGGCGCCGGCGAGGACGCAGCCGCUCAGCCACCCGCCGCCAGCAAGCCCGGGAGGAGGGUCAGGCCCCACCCGCAGGCCACGCCCCCCAAGGGCCGGAGAGCAUCCACGGAAGGCAAGGCCGCUGCCAGAUAAUAGCCCCUCCCUCUCCGCAAACGCCUUCCCCCUCCAUGAUAAAAACAAAAAAAAAAAAUCAUGCUUCUUAAUCAACUUCAGAAAAACAAACAAACAAAAAAAAAAACACACAUCACCUCAAAAAAAAAAAACUUCAAUCCCAGGCCAAACAAAUGUCUUUCGGCUUCUCUCUGGUUCUCAUAUCCCGUUUGUAUGUUUAGUUUCACUCGCGUUACGCUCUAGGCAGAAAGGUGGUUCGAGUAGGACUUCCGGUUGGCCAGGCGUUGUUCUUGUUCCCAAAUUUGCCUUUUCUUCAUCGUUGUCAGGACUUCAACAAUCGGUGCUUCAAAAUAGAAUGAAAUUAUACGCGCUUAAAGUUUUUGUCUGUACUUCAACUAAAAACAUAGUUCGAUUUUACUGCAAUACUGUAGGCUACGCAAUGCGCCAUUACUAUGGUCUACACUAAGCAACCGUUAAAUUGCACAACUCGUAUUCUACGUAUUUUCCAAAAAAUCUGUUUCUGGAUAAGUGCAUAAAAUAUGGUGUGAACGUGCUGUCAAUCAAAGAUUCCCUUUUCAUUCCCGUCGCUUCACAGGGCGGAACAAAUAAGAACAAGAUUCUUCUGACAAGCGGCGCUGAAGCGCAUCCGUUUGACAGAAAACGUCCUUUCCGAAAUGCGGAGCUGAUUUUAGGGCUGUUUUACUGAAGCACCUUCCUUUCAUAGAGACUUUUAAAAGGCUCGCACCCACUUUCCAGCUGUCCAGCUGCUCUCUCUCUUUAGCGCUACAGAGUUGUAAAAUACCUGCAAUAUAAAUGUGAUACUUAUUCCAAAUAUAUUCCAAAUAAUUGGCUUGGGGAGUUGGGUUGUUCAGUCAUUAAUAAACACUGGUCUCACCACUUAAUGCCUGCGGUUGAUUAAAAUAAAUAUCCGUCAUUACUAAAAACAGCAUUUUCACGUUACAGUGGAUGCGAGCUAUGAGAAAAGGCGUUAGGCCUACACGUUCAAGAAUGUAGCUGUUAUUGUUCUGUCGGGCUUUAUCGGGUCUUUAUGGGUUUUACCUGAACCCGCUCUACGGAGCUUACUCGCUUACUGUUGAGCAGUCAGCUCAGCGUAAGUAGACCCACUUAUGCAUAUUUGUAUUUGCCGAUAAUAUCGAUUAUAAAAGAUAAAUAAAUAAUAACAGCACAUUGUUGUUCCCCCGCGCCCUAUUCGGAGUAAUUCUGUUAAAAAAAAAUAUUAGUCACUGUCAGAGGAUUUGUGUCUCUGGUUCUUGGUGAAAUACUGAAUUUGCUCAGUUUAUGUUGUGCCAGUUGUCGGCCUAACAUAAAUCGUCCUUAACCUUUCUUAGUGAAAAAUUGAAGCAAGUAUUUGGUUUUACACAACAGAGAUGUUUAUUGGUGACAGAUAAAGUUAUCAAAACGUGCAUGAAUCAAAAGAAUUUCCACAUUUAUCGAAAAUCAUUACUCAAAGUUCAUACAUCUCUUGCUUUUGUUUUGUGGAGAAACUCAUCUCCAACUUUUAUUGAUGUCAUUUUCGGUAAUAAAAAACAUUUUCCUUUUGAGUACAGAGUAUAGUUCUCACCAUUAAAUUAUAUUAAAUUUGUAUUAAAUAAUUGCAUAUCAUUGAACAUUUGGGAAAAAAAUAUUUGCAUCUAUAGUUUAUUGAACGGUUCGCGUUGCUGCAAGGUCAAAACACUAUACAGGGCAGAAAGGCAAAACAAAAAUAUCCAUUAAUACGUUUUUCAUUUGACAGGCACUCGUUAGCGGUUUCCAAGAAAACGGUCGACUGUAUGGAACUGUCAGAUUACAGGGUUGUACAUAAAGUUGUCUGAAUAUUGUGACGUCACGCUGGAAAGCCUGAAAGUAUUUGUUUGGCCUGGAGUGAUUUUAAAAAAUCAAUGCCGGCGGAAGAAAGCGUUCUGGAGCCUCCAUGCGAACACUGAUUGGCGAGGCUUCAUCUAUGACGUGAUAAUAAAUUGAACCUGUAUGCGCUGCCAAUCACUGGCUGAUUUUAACCAAAGUGCUUCGUUUACAGUAGUAAAUAAAAAGAAGAUUAGAGAUGUUAAGAGAACCAGACGGCUCCACUCAUGCAGUGGUUCAGUUAGCCUCGCUCCUUCAUUGCUACUGAUAACCCUUCUUGUUAAAAUGAACAAGGCAUGCCUUCUGAACACUUUGGUUUUGGUGUGUGAUAAUAGAUUAAGAUAAGUAUGUAUAUAAUAUAAUUAUUUCUUGAGAGGAAGUUAUCUUUAUUUUUUAUCUGGUAAAUCAAUCCAAAAAUAUAUUAAAUGUUGUUUUUUUCCCCCUUUGUUUAAAAAAAAUCUAACUUUUGAUCCAUGAGACCCAAGAAAGCAUGAUCAAAUAAGUAAAGAGUGAAAAAUGUUGUAAGUGUAUACAUCAUUACAAAGCGACGAUUCACUCGUCACAAACCCAGUUUGGUUAUCCGAAGCAGUGUGUUGGGGUAUGUGAAGCAAGGCAUUACUCUGCAAUGAACAUAAAAUCAAGGUUAUGUGGGGAAACGUACUGUUGUAUGUACUGUUGGUGCUUCUAAUUGGGGGGUUCAUACCCCCAGAUUCAAAUUCGUUCUCCCAAAUUCAAAGAUAAAAAUUCAUUCACUAGUUCAGCUAUGACACCCGCAUAGGCUACGACACUUCCACCCGAGCACGGCACUUUCAGUCAACAGAAUAUGGCGUAUUUUAGAAAUCAGUCUAGUUCUACACAUUUCCACUGUCUUAACCCGUGACACCUAUUCAUUUUAACUCUUGAUCCAGGAUUAAAUCGUCAAAACACACAGGCUGAGGUAAACUUGCAUUGAUGGCUUGAAGGCUAGUUUUUAAUUACAACAUACAUCACUUGUGGCUCGCUUUUAAGAUUUUUUUCAGUCCAUCGGUUACCGUUAAAGUGUUUCAUUUUGAUUGCGCUGGUUUUUGCUUUUUCUCAACGGCUACUUAAAAAGGUCCUGGAAACAGAACGUCGCCGUCAGUUUAGCGUGAGGCUAACUUCCCUAGAGCAGGUCAUAUUUCUUGUGGUGGGUUGUGGCGCACAUUUUUACAUCUGAGAAACAGGUGGGUUGCUUGGCAUGUCAUUCCAUUCCCCUAGGAACCACCCUUACCUCGUGGUAAUUCCAUGUGUACUUACUGAGAGAGGCUGGACUGUGCAUGAGAGUGUUUCACUCUUUUGAAAACAUUCGUAAGACUCUCCAACACAUAAGCUAUCAUUUUGAAGCAGGGUUCUGUUAGUAACUGUAAUGUCUUGUGCCGUGUCCUUGCAUAUUUGCUUUUGACAAUCGUAUAACGCAAGCCAAAUAUACUGAAGGUGCGAUCCACAUUUACCCGCGAAACGCUCUCACGUGCAUGGAUCGACUCUCAGUACAGCGCUACUUUCUGUUCUGUUUAAGAGGCUGUCAUAAAUACUUACGCAGUGCGUGGCGAUGGGGAAUAAUCGCGUGGAUUAGACGUAGUGGUUUCCUCCUAAAGGAAAAGUGGAUCUCUGGCAAAUAGAAGUUUUUCUUGCCCCAUGCUUUUGAAAGCUUUGAGAGUGGUUUGUUCUCCUGCCCAUAAGAGAAAGUGUUUUCUAAAACAGCGCAUUACGUCCGUUAUCUCCUCUUCUCUGCCUGACAGGAGACAUGCUUCCAAACGCACUUUGUUUUUAACCUACUGAAUAUAGAUUUGCGAAUGGAAAAAAAAAUCAUUGCGAUACUAAAACCUGAAAUGGCUCGCCUUUUCUUUGUUUUGUUUUGUUUAUGCAGCGAUCCAUUGGUUUGUGAAAAUUCAUGAUCUGCUCGGACAUUUUAAAUUGGGUGACUUCUGGCAGAUAGCUCUGUGGAAUCGCGGUGAUUUGGGUGUUGAUGUUUCAGCCACGGUACUCGCCAAAGAAGCUAAUAUAGAUAUAUACAUACGUGUUUGCUGUGAAGUAGCUCUUUACGUGUAAGGAUAUUUUGUUAUUGAUAAUGAAUAUUUAAAUUAAAAACUACCUUCUUGACUGAAUGCUUGGGAAAGUGCGUGCGAGGUUUGACAAUCCAAACUUGGCAGUUUGAUUGGCAGGUGUGUGCAGGAAGUGGUCCUCUUGGUGACGAGGGGGAUGGAAAUAAGAAAGCCUUAUUUGAGCGCAGUCCUUUGAAAAUCGGUAUUACAACUGAGGUAUUGCACUUGAUAAAGUGUCCUACAAUCCCCACAAGAAACUUUUUGUUUUUUAACUGCCCACGGGUGUGUUACAGCUAACCUCAGUAGACUAAAUAACCCCCCACCCCCCCAACACUCACAAACACAACACAAGAAACAGCUCCUUGUACUGUAUUGUAGUCCUAUGAAUUGAUUAGCAACUAAAACUUUUAAGGUUUUAAUAUAUAAUGCAUAUGCACAUGUGCACACACACGCACACACUCACACUCUCUCUCUUUCGGUGAAAAAAAACAUUGUGGUGAUGUGUUAAAUAUCUGUUCAUGAUCAUAGCUUCAGUCCUAUGAGUCGAGCUUAAUGAGCAUGUUGGUAUCUGUUGGUAUCUAUUGCUACCCUGAAAAGUACCGUGGUGUGACCUGUAAGUGAACGAACCUUAGUUUGUACUUGUAAAGUGCAUCUCAUGUUAUUGUAAAUGGGAUCCGAGAAGUAGAAAUAUUGGCAAAUACAUUAGCUUCCUAGACAACCUACAAGAAGUGUGUUUACCUGCCCCAGUCCAAUAUGCCACCAUUUUGUUUCUUGAGAAGAUUGCUUUGAAGUCAGAAGCAGGAGCACCGAAUAAAACGCCCUCGUCAGUGUGAAACAAACACAGCGCAUGCCAACUCACAGAUCCUGCAUAGAUCCUGUUAAAAUUGCUGUCGCUCACAGUUCUCUGAGACGCAUUGCUUUCCUGAUUUAAGAGCCUACACAGACCAGCAGGAAUACGCUCCGUUUACGCUCGCUAAAGAGAAGCUCCUCGCAUGCGCUGCAGGCACUCGAGCAGUUACAGGCAUGAGCCUGGGCGUUGAUUUGUACCUUAUGUGUACCUUAUAUAGCUUAAAAAAGCUAUUUUGCAGCUCUCACACUAAAGUCAAUGUACAGGCCAACUUUCAUCCAAUAAAUUCCCCCCCCCCCCCCUCACAUUAUCAGGCAGACCUGAUAUAAAUAUUUGUGUGAAAGGCUUUAGAACAAGGGCUGCCCAGCCCUGUUCCAGGAGAUCUGCUGUCCUGUGGGUUAUCACUCCGACCCCCUAACAAAGCACACCUCAUUCAGCAGCUAGAGGUUUUCAUUUCAAAUCAGGGUUGGAGUGAAAAGCUGCAGGACGGUAGAUCUCCAGGAACACGUUUGGGCAGGUUUGCGUUAAGCCUUCCAUACAGCAGUAAUACCCUGAAGUUUUCUGUUAGUUUUGACAAAAGUAUUCUGUUUCAUUGCAAAAUUCUCUCUGGAUCCACAGAAGUGUUUUCAAAUUUUAGCCACACAAAAGAGUUGAAAGAUUUUAGAUCCAGGUCUGUGUUUGAGAAGGAGACAGAGGAAGUCCAGCUCUGAGCAGAUGUGUUUUGACUGUAUAAAGGCCAUUUAGUGGCCCCUUUAAAAACAUGUUUAAAAUCGAGCGUUAUGUUCUCACAGAUAGCACUUUUCUCCUCACACAUAACUCACGCUCCCAUUUCGUUUCAAUGUUUGAUAUUGAAACAAGGUCUUAAUGUCAAAAACAUUCCUUACGUAAUUUAGCUUUUUUAAUUUAAACAAAAGAAAAGCAGCUUCAUAAUGUUUACACAUUGCAAAUAGAAUGUACCUUUGAAACGAGUCUUAAUUGCAUGGCAAAUAAUAUCUGGCCAUAUGAAAAUGGCACGUGUAUCUUGUUGAAAGCCAUUGUGAGAAAUCAUGAACUGUUUAUUCAUUUUUCACACCCAAAUAUUUGUCUUUGAAAACUGACAUCAUGAAGGAUUGUUGUGACAGAAAGCAGCCAUCAUUGGUCAUUCAAGGACAACUUACCCAUGCUAUUAAAAAGCUUGCAUAUUUACUUUU